GUUGUCUCAAACACAAGAAUAAUUGCGGAAGCCAGAUUUGUAAAAACUGUGAAAGCGACAGCCAAAUUACGUAUUUUGUUUUGGUUUUAGACACUUUUUAAUUAGCAGAAGUGGUUUUGUUACAGAUUUGUACGUUCACGAUGUCGGCCUCUAUUUACCCGCUAGCAAAUCCUAAAGGAGAGAAGAAGCUUUGCGAAAUUUGCCAAAAACCAGCGAAACUGCAGUGCACAAAAUGCCUCGUCACAUUUUACUGUAAUCUUGACCACCAGCAGGCCGACUGGACCAGUAUUCAUGAAAAAGCUUGUCCGCUGCUGGUUUCUAUCAACACACCUGUACCAUCCGGAACACUGUCCGACCAAAACCAUCACCACAAAGAAACACUAAAGAAACAGAAGUGUCUUAUAGAGAUGGCUCAUUUGGAGGCGCGGAAGUGGGUGUCCAUGAAGAGGUUUCAGGAUGUUUUACCUGCCGCUCUUCUAUUCCAGCAUUGGAUCAUGCGGGUUUACGGAUCAUGUACUGUCGAACUGGUACCAGCAUAUCUACUGCUUGCACAGGCUAAUAUAGGUAUAGGUUCUCUCUCUCAGGCACAAGAGUAUCUGUCUAAGGCUGAGUGGAUAGUAAUGAAAACAGCAGACUGCAGUCAUACUGUCCUUCAUCAGCUACAUAGAACCUUGGGCCGUCUGCACGCUGCCAUGGGAAAACAAGCAUCUGCUCUUACUCACUUUGCCAAUGACGUGUACUAUGCCAUUGAGAUGUUUGGUUUGGACAGUAUUGUGACGUCUGGAGGAUAUUUCCUCAUGGCUGAUGUGUUUCUGAAGCAAAACAAGCCUGACAUUGCCCACUCGCUCUACACAGAGGUGGCAGGUUCAUGGCACACCCACCUGUGUAAGCUGAUGGAUGGUAUCAGUCAGAGUGCCACUCAACCAGACGAGUGUUUUAAUGAAGUGCAGUGUGUGGAGGCUGAUCAGAUGUUGAGUUGUAUUCUAGAGUUUGAGGAACAGUGUGUGAAACCUCGGCCUGAACAACUAACCAUGUUGGCUCACUCUCUGGCUAUGCUGUGGCUGCUACGCGACAACUACACCAAGGCUCUGGAAUAUGGGAAGAAAGCCGAAGUGUUGAUCCAGGGAGUUAAAGAACAAAACCGACUAAGAGAGUCGAUCCAUAAUCUCCUACAACAUGCUGAAAAAAACAUGAAUGAGACUGCUAACUUACACACUGCAGACUGCAAUACACAUUGAAAUAAAAUCAAAACAGAGUACA
This is a messenger RNA of Danio rerio (zebrafish), 1260 nucleotides long. RefSeq names its product zinc finger, MYND-type containing 12 (gene zmynd12). NCBI's taxonomy places the organism in Eukaryota, Metazoa, Chordata, Actinopteri, Cypriniformes, Danionidae. The record is from RefSeq and is marked provisional.